AUGGCACCUCAUGCGUUAACUGUUGACAGUAAAGGUAGUUCAUCAUCUGCUAGUUUCAACGAACAACAGCAAUUCCUUGAUGAACAUCUUUCUAAUCCAUUUGGUUCAACUGCUCAUCCUGAAUUAAUCAAAGGUACGAUCUAUACCUCCCCUUUAACUAUUGUUAAUCAAACUAUUUAUUCAAUCUCUUCCAAGAUCUUCAGUUAUAGUAGUGUUGGAAUUGAUAAUUUAUUAGAUUCAAAUAUCGAUAAUUGGAAUAAUACCUUUGAUAGAGUUAAUUCAUUUGGUAUUAAACCAUUUUAUAAUAAAUUCGAAGUUAGAUCAGGUGCUUCCAAUGCUAUCUUAGGUUAUUUUAAAAAGAAUGGUACUAAUGGUCAACCAUUAUCAAUAAUUAGUGGCUCAAAUGCCUUAACUUAUAUGAGACCAACCUUAUCCUCUUCAACCAAUACUUCUGGUGAUUCUCCUUCUUUACCAUUAGCUUUCAAUGUUAGUGCUAUUGAUUUUGAUUUUAAUUCUGAUUCUUUGGUUUCAAAUUAUUCUGCUCCAUUAAAUAUUGCUAGAUCAUUAGGUUAUUCAAUUUUCACUCCUUUAGAUUUCAAUAAUGGAGUUGAAAUUCAACAUACUACUUUAUUGAAUCAUUAUUUAGUAUCUUUAAUUGGUCAACCAUCUUUAAACUUAUUCGAUGGUCCAAAUUUCAUUAAAUACUAUAGUAAAUUUUCAAAUUUAUUAAGUGUUGAAGAAUUAGGUACUUUAUAUCAAAGUUUAUUAAAUAAAUCUGAUCAAAUCCCAACUAAUUUAGAUGAAGCUAUUGAUAUUGCUUUCCAAAAUUUAAAUGCUUUAACUGGUGAAAACUAUUCUCAAUUCGAAUAUAUUGGUGAUGCUAAUGCUGAUACUGUUUUAAUUAGUUAUGGUACUUUUGAAACUACUCAAUUAUCCAACUUGAUUAAAAAAUCCGGUAUUAAAUCCAUUGGAUUAGUUAAAAUUAGAGUCCCUGUCCCAUUCAAUCAACAAAAAUUCAUUGCUACUUUACCUAAAUCCACUAAAAAAAUUAUCAUCUUAGAUCAAAAGGUUAAUGAUGAAAAUACUAAUGGUACAGGAUUAAUCAGUGAUAUUACUUCAACUUUAUUCUUAAAUGGUUUAUAUCAUAAUUUGAAGAUUGAAGAAUUCAAUUAUCCUUUGAAUUUCGAAUGGACUCCAAUCACUAUCAGUAAGAUUUUAGUUAAUUUCGUUGAUUCAUUAUCUGAAGAUGAUAUUUUAUCCUCAAGUAUUGAAACUAGAUUUGUUGAUGGUCCAUUAACUGCUAAUUCUUCUCCAGUUGGUAAAUACUUACUAUGGGGUAAAGAUAAUGGUAUUUUAGUUAAGACUGCUGAUAAAUUAGCUCUUUCUUUAUCAUUAGAUGAUUCUAAAGUCGUAUCCAUUAGAAAUAAAUUUGAUACUUCUUCUAAUGGAGGUAUUUUCCAAUCUCAAAUCAUUUCUUCUGAAAAUGCUAUUUCAGGAGGUGAAACUAUUGAUUCGGCUGAUUUAAUCAUUUUAGAAGAUUUAUCAAUUUUGAAUAGUUAUGAUGUAUUAGCUACUUCCAAACCAGAAUCAACUAUUUUAUUAAUUAAUUCCGUUGGAAAGAUUGAUGACGUCAAUGAAUUUGUCGAAAAGAAAUUACCAGUUGAUUUUAAAGUUUCUUUAGUUAAGAAUCAAAAUAAAUUAGUUAUUAUUGAUUUAACUAUCUUAAAGGAAUUAGAUGAAUUAAAUCAAUCCACUAAAGGGUUCUCUGAAGAAUUUUUAAUUCAAUUAGCAUUCUGGAGAUCAACUUUACCUGAUUUGAAAUCAUUCAUCGUUAAUAAAUUAUUACAAGCCAAUGGAAAUGGAUUUGAAUUAUUAGCUGUUGUCUUGGAUAAAUUUAUUCAAAUUAUUGAUGAAAACAAUGGUUUGAAAUCGAUUGAAGUCUCACCUGAAUGGGCUAGUUUAGAAGUUGCUCCAGUUGAUGAAGAAAAGAAAGAUCAAGAUGGUGAUGAAAUCCUUGAUGAAGACAUUGAAGAACCAGUUGUCUUACCAUUCUUCCCAGUUGAAACUUCAUUCUUCCCAAAUCCUCGUGAAGGUGUUGUUGAUUCUGAAAAUGUCGAAAAUAAUCUAAUUGGAUACAAGGAAUUAGCUACUAAAUUCACUUUUGCAGAAGCUUAUGGUGUGAAAAAAGAAUUAAGACCAGAUUUACCAGUUAAGAAUUUCGUGGUUAAAGUUCAAGAAAACAAACGUUUAACUCCUCAAGAAUAUUCUCGUAAUAUCUUCCAUAUUGAAUUCGAUAUUGGUGAUAGUGGAUUAACUUAUGAUAUUGGUGAAGCAUUAGGUAUUCAUGGUAGAAACAAUGAAGAAGAUGUUGAUCAAUUCUUGGAAUUCUAUAAUUUAGAUGGUGAUGCCUUAAUUGAAACUAAUAAUAAAGAUGAUGCCAAGAUUUUAGAAAUCAAAUCAGUCAAACAAAUCUUAUUAGAUAAUUUAGAUUUCUUAGGUAAACCAGGAAAGAAAUUUUAUGAAAGCUUGUCAUCAUUUGCUACUAAUGAAAAGGAAAAAGAACAUUUAUUAAAAUUAAGUAGUGCUGAAGGAUUAGAAGAAUUAAAGAAAAGACAAGAAGUUGAUUUUGAUACUUAUGUUGAUAUCUUAACCGAAUUCAAAUCUGCCCGUCCAUCCUUUGAAGAAUUAAUUAAAAUCAUUAAUCCAUUAAAGAGAAGAGAAUAUUCGAUUGCUUCAUCACAAAAGAUUCAUACCAGAGCCAUUCAUUUAUUAAUUGUUGUGGUUGAUUGGGUCGAUUCAAGAGGUAGAAUCAGAUAUGGUCAAUGUUCCAAAUAUCUUUCUGAUUUGAAAAUUGGUCAAGAAUUAGUGGUUAGUGUUAAACCAUCCGUUAUGAAAUUACCAAAAUUAACUACUCAACCAAUCAUUAUGAGUGGUUUAGGUACUGGUUUAGCUCCAUUCAAAGCUUUUAUUGAAGAAAAGAUUUGGCAAUUAGAACAAGGAUUUGAAAUUGGUGAAAUUUAUCUUUAUUUAGGUUCAAGACAUAAGAAAGAAGAAUAUCUUUAUGGAGAAUUAUGGGAAGCUUAUAAAGAAGCCGGAAUUUUAACUCAUAUUGGAGCUGCUUUCUCUAGAGAUCAACCUCAAAAGAUUUAUAUUCAAGAUAAGAUUAGAGAAAGUAUUGAAGAUUUAACUGAUGCUGUUUGUGCUAAACAAGGUUCAUUCUAUUUAUGUGGACCUACUUGGCCUGUUCCAGAUAUCACUGCUUGUUUAGAAGAUAUUAUUCGUAAUGGAGCUAAGAAGGAAGGUAAAGUAGUUAAAGAUGUUGCUAAGAUUGUUGAAGAUAUGAAGGAAGAAGGUAGAUAUAUUUUAGAAGUUUAUUAG
Scheffersomyces coipomensis is the source of this 3378-nucleotide messenger RNA. RefSeq names its product sulfite reductase subunit alpha (gene MET10). The transcript has a single exon. Bases 1 to 3378 code for a protein of 1125 amino acids. The record is from RefSeq and is a predicted model, not a curated record. Lineage: Eukaryota; Fungi; Ascomycota; Pichiomycetes; Serinales; Debaryomycetaceae. Gene Ontology annotation, cellular component: cytosol. Gene Ontology annotation, molecular function: FMN binding; sulfite reductase (NADPH) activity; flavin adenine dinucleotide binding.